AUGCUGAACGCAACCCCCGAGGCCUCGGAGGCCUUCAAGGAGACGCUCAUGCAGCGGCCCCUGCUGCAUCUGCGGACGCAGCUGUGGGAGCAGAGGCCGGACCUGGAGGAAGAUGCCAGCCUGGACCGGUACACGCGGGCCAUCGAGGAGUGCGGGCUGGUGGGCGAACUUCCGGCGACGGAAACGGGAAAGUGCGCACGCACGGCGGCCGCUUUGCGCGCCCAAGGCAACCGGAAGUACGUGGCGCGGGACUACCGGAGCGCGCUGCUCAAGUACAACGAGAGUAUCUGCCACGCUGGGACGGAGUCGGCGGAGUUGGGACUCGGUUACGCUAAUCGCUCAGCCGUCUACUUUGCGAUGAAUGAGUUCGAGCUUGCCCUUGCGAACGUCGCCCUGGCCAAGGAGCACCACUAUCCGGAACCGUUGAUGCCGAAGCUGGUCGAUCGUGAGCAAAACUGCCAGGCAAAGCUUGCUGAAGAUCAAUCCAAGGGAACGAUCCCGAAGAAACGGUUCGAGCUGAACGUACCGGUCAACCCGAAGAUUCCCUUCCUGGCCGACGGAAUCGGCAUGGUUCGGCUAGAGGAUUUCGGCAGAAGUAUGGUCGCGACGAAGAGCUUCGCAGUAGGGGACGUAAUUCUGCACGAGAAAAGCAUCCUGGCCUCGAUCGAUCUGAUGAAGCAGUUCCAGUGCUGUAAUCUGUGCUCGGCGGUAGAAUCGCUCAACCUGAUUCCGUGCCCGAACUGCGUCACGGUCAUGUACUGCAGCCGCGAGUGUCUCGAGCGUGACUUCCGGCUGGUGCAUCGCUUCGAGUGUCCCAUCGCCGAGAAGGUGCAGCAUCUUUGCUACGGGUUCGUCAACCUGGGAACGAAGCUGUUCUUUUACGGGUUGAGCCUGUUCAAUGACGACCUGGACGAGAUGAUGCGCUACUGCGAUCGUGUGAAGGACGGAGGAAAUCCGCUCAAGUUGGACUACACCCGGUACGACCCGUUGGAGGAGUGGAAGGAGCUGUACAAUCUGAGCGCCGUCACGAACCCAGACAGGGAAGGCAACUAUCGCUUCUUCGUUGCCAUGAGGUGUCUGAUGUUCCUGGGGUGUCCGCUGGUCAAGUCGAUCGUGGUAACCGAGCAGCACAAGGCCUUCAUGCGUCAGUGUGUCCUUGAUUGCACCCGCGCCGGCAGUUACUACCGUUUCGAUGUGACCUCGCCCCUGUUUCCGGUGCAAUCCCUGUUCAACCACUCCUGCGAUCCGAACGUGCAGAUUUCGAUCCUCUCCGGCCACGUAAAGCUGGUCGUCAUCCGGCCCGUUCGUCCGGGUGAGCAGAUUUGCUUCUCGUACGGGUUCAUCUGGUGGGAUCCGCAGAGCAACCCGCUGUUCCAGGAGAAAACUCCGGGCGUUUUCGAGUGCAAGUGCGUCGUCUGCGAUCCGAUCAAGAAGCUCGAGUGGCAAGCGCGCAAGGGUCGCUUCAACGCCGAGGCCAAGCAAGCCUUGGCCACGAUCAUUCGAACAGUUCGACCGUCCCCGAAGGUAGACUUGAUCCAGCUGAAGGUGCUGGAGAAUUUCAUCGAAAGGCACGCCGCCAUCGCCCACCCGCACAAGGACUUUGGGCUGAUCCUGAGCUUGUACUGUCGUUGGAUCUACCUGCUGCUGAAAGAUGAGGAUGACGCGUUGCGGCGGGCGAAGAUCUUGGCGCGCCUCAGGGGACAAUCGACCGCUGAGGUGGAUUGA
Culex pipiens pallens (northern house mosquito) is the source of this 1725-nucleotide messenger RNA. Its product is annotated as SET and MYND domain-containing protein 4-like. Lineage: Eukaryota; Metazoa; Arthropoda; Insecta; Diptera; Culicidae. Gene Ontology annotation, molecular function: protein binding. The transcript is spliced from 2 exons. The record is from RefSeq and is a predicted model, not a curated record. Bases 1 to 1725 code for a protein of 574 amino acids.